GGUGACGGCCGGGGCCAUCGCCUGCCCGCCGGCUUUUCCCCCCCUUCCUGCCGGUCCGUCGCUCGCAGCCCGUUAAAAAGAGGAGGCAAGAUGGCCGAGCUGGGCAGCAAGGGGGUCACGGCCGGGAAAAUCGCCAGCAACGUCCAGAAGAAGCUGACCCGGGCGCAGGAGAAGGUCCUUCAGAAGCUCGGUAAAGCAGAUGAAACAAAAGAUGAGCAGUUUGAACAGUGUGUGCAGAACUUYAACAAACAGCUGUCCGAAGGCACGAGGCUGCAGAAGGACCUCCGAACUUACUUGGCUUCUGUCAAAGCUAUGCACGAGGCCUCCAAGAAGCUGACAGAGUGUUUGCAGGAAGUUUAUGAGCCAGAUUGGCCUGGGAGAGAUGACACAAAUAAAAUAGCAGAGAACAACGAUCUCCUAUGGACAGAUUUUCAUCAGAAGUUGGUGGAUCAAGCACUUCUGACCAUGGAUACAUACCUUGGCCAAUUUCCAGAUAUUAAGUCUCGUAUCGCGAAGCGGGGAAGGAAGCUUGUGGAUUACGACAGUGCCAGACACCACUUUGAAGCCCUGCAAACUGCAAAGAAGAAGGAUGAAACCAAAAUCGCAAAGCCUGUUUCGCUGCUUGAGAAAGCUGCGCCUCAGUGGUGUCAAGGGAAGCUACAAGCUCACCUCGUUGCACAAACUAAUCUGCUCCGAAAUCAGGCUGAAGAAGAGUUAGUAAAGGCUCAGAAGGUGUUUGAAGAGAUGAAUGUUGAUCUGCAGGAGGAACUGCCUUCGCUAUGGAAUAGUCGUGUUGGUUUCUAUGUCAACACAUUCCAGAGUAUAGCUGGCCUAGAGGAGAACUUCCAUAAAGAAAUGAGCAAGUUGAACCAAAAUCUUCAUGAUGUCCUGCUGGGUCUAGACAAGCAGUACUCAGGCAAUGCCUUCCCUGUUAAAGCACAGCCCAGUGACAGCACCCCAGCGAAAGCAAAUAAAAGCCCCUCGCCUCCACCAGAUGGAUCUCCCAUCACCAGCCCUGAGACCAAGACUGUCAACCAUGAGCUGGAGCCAUCCACUUUGGAAGCACCUGGGGCAAGCAUCCCAAAGUCACCGUCUCAGUUGAGGAAAGGGCCUCCAGUGCCUCCGCCUCCAAAAGUCACCCCCUCCAAGGAGAUCAAGCAGGAGAACAUCAUCAGUCUGUUUGAUGACAAUUUUGUCCCCGAGAUAAGUGUGACAACCCCUUCGCAGUUUGAUGCCCCUGGGCCCUUCCAGGAGGGAGCCAGCCUGUUGGAUCUGGAUUUUGAUCCCAUUAAACCAGAUGCUACUGUGGGGAAGACCCCCACGCCCGCCUCCCAGUCUUUACCUUGGGAUUUAUGGGAGCCUGCAGARGCAGCCCAUGCAGGAGCUGAAGCAGCUGGAUCAGAAGCAGCAGCUGGAGCUGAAGCUGACUCAGGAUCGAGCUCUCUGCCUGCUGUUGUUGUGGAAACUUUCCCUGCAACUGUCAAUGGCACUGUGGAAGGAGGUGCUUCAUCYGAGAGAGCUGACAUGCCCCCAGGAUUUCUAUUCAAGGUACAGGCCAUGCACGAUUACACAGCCACCGACAGCGAYGAGCUGCAGCUGAAGGCCGGGGACGUGGUGCUGGUGAUUCCCUUCGAGAACCCUGAGGAGCAGGAUGAAGGAUGGCUGAUGGGUGUGAAGGAGUCUGACUGGAUCCAGCAUAAGGAACUUGACCAAUGCCGAGGGGUUUUCCCUGAGAAUUUCACAGAACGGGUGCAGUGAAAGCCCAAGCCCACCAGCUGCGUUUCUGCUGGAAGAAAGCAAGUUUUCUGGUAGAUAAUUGAAAAAGAACAACAAAAGGAAAAGAAGAGAGAAUUUUAAAGGAAUAGMAGCCUGAAAAAAAGGUCUACUUAAAGGGUGUGUUCUUCUCAAAGGGCAAGGUUUCGGAAGUUAAUUGAAAUUCAAAGUGUUAUUGAAAUAUAUACGUAUUAAUAAUAAUAAGGCAAUUCAGAUACCCUUUUCCUCCUUUGGUUUAAACAGCAUUUGGAUUCAAAGGACUGAUGCAGAAGCGACUCAGUGUGGUUCUCCAGGUACUGCAUUGACUGAAUUGUCAGAUGUCAGUCUGAUUCCUGGAAAGCCAGUAUUUGUCAAAUGGCUUGAGAGUAGAAGCUGCAUUUGCUCUUGGGUGGGUUAAUCUAUUUUGUCUUGAAGGUGGUUUGCAUGGCAACCAUAAAAAUUCAGCCUUCCYGACAUGUUCAACCUACAGUAGGCCAAACUUUCUGUUACGCUGUUGAAAAAAAAAAUUAGUGUAUAGUGUUCACCAAUACAAUGUAUGUGUGUGUGUGUAUUUUAUUUUCUUYCUUUAAAACAAUGUUACAUAAACUGCGAUUUUACACAUGUAAAGAUAGAAGAAAAUUACAUGGAAAGGGCACGAAGAAGGUGAAAUGUGUGAGGCUGUGCUCAGUCCAGAGUUCUUUCAAAUGCAGACUCCUAAAUUCUCACAGUAGUGUUSGCCUGUGAAAUCCUAAGGGGAAUGGACAAAUUCAAGAGGAGAAAUAAGAAAAAACAAACAGUAACCAUUUGGAUGUCUCUGAAAUUUAGGAAAAGGAAUUAAUUCCCUGUCACACAUCCCCAAUCCCCACUCCCUACCCCCCCAAAAAAAAAACAAAACCCAAGCCCAAACCUAUAGGUGGUUUCAGAAAAGCUUAGAUUCAUGUAGAUGGAAAAUAGCUCUAAAAUCUACUGGUUAGGAAAUUUGCUUUUAAAGACAGAGAUAAGGGAAUUUUUUUUUUCUGUAAGAAUAUCAAAGAAAAAACACUGAGAAAAAACAAAUUGUUUUCUGUGCUUUUCAUUGGCAUUGUUUUUUUGUGGAACUGUAUAUCUUAUUUUCCUUUGAAGAGUUCUGUAAGUGAAAUAUCAUUAGAUCAGCUUUCUCCAGUGAUGUGCUGAUGAUCAAGUUAGCUUCUAUGAAAACUGGACUCUAGAAUUUCUAGUUUAAAAUGGCUGUGUGACUUCAUGCUAUUGUAAUGCAUUAGAAAGGAAGGCAGGAAUAUCAAAGUGUCAGUGUCAAGAAGACACUCUGCAGUCUAAUACUGAUGCUGAGUCCUUUCCUUUACCUUUGCUUCUGUUUGUUUUUUGAGUUUAGAUUUUUUUUUUUUUU
This is a messenger RNA of Malurus melanocephalus (red-backed fairy wren), 3136 nucleotides long. It is a transcript of the gene BIN1, whose product is annotated as bridging integrator 1. NCBI's taxonomy places the organism in Eukaryota, Metazoa, Chordata, Aves, Passeriformes, Maluridae. Gene Ontology annotation, molecular function: tau protein binding; phospholipid binding. Gene Ontology annotation, cellular component: synaptic vesicle; cytoplasm; plasma membrane. Bases 91 to 1758 code for a protein of 555 amino acids. The record is from RefSeq and is a predicted model, not a curated record. The transcript is spliced from 18 exons. Gene Ontology annotation, biological process: regulation of endocytosis.